AAGAGGCUAUAAAUAAUGCAGUAAUAGAUAUUUAUCGUUUAUUUAUAUUUUUUUUAGUUCGAUACCUUACCAGUUUUCUUGUACUCGAUAAAGCUAAUAAACAUUGCUUGAAAUUUAAUGAAGAAAACACUAUAUUUAUCAGGUAUCGAUACUCAGUAUUCAUUCCAACAGUGUAGUCAUGGUGACUGUAAACAUGGCGUGUUAACAGCUGCUGAAGAGAAGCAAGCUGAACUUGUUCAUGGUCCUUAGUUUGGAUUUAUUCUAAAGGCAAUGUCUCACAGCUACUACAAUAGACAAUGGCAGGAGGCCCAGGCUGCGUUGGUGGACCUCCUGCAACAGGAGAAUCCUCCAGAACCGCCCAAACCGGAGCGGGAUCGCCUGGCUGCAUUUCAGCUCCUUGCUACUAUGUACAUCAAGUACAUUCAGAUCUUCCGCAAGCUGGAGCAGUCUUAUGAUCAGAUUGUGCACCCGCAGAAGCGAAGAGUUCUCCGUCACUGUCUGGAUGGGGUCAUGGGUCGCAUUGUGGAGCUCAAGCAUGAGAUGAUGAACCUUGAGUUCUCGGAGUACCACUACUUUGAUGAUGUCCUCUCUGAUCUGAAGCUCACACCCAAUGAUGUGGAGAUACCCAUUCCAAAAUAUUUCAUCAAUGAAAGAGCAAAGAAUCUGAAGGAGCGAGAGAAACUGCUUGGGCAAAUCCUGGCAAAAAUUGGACCUCAAGAUCAAGACAGGGAAAAAGAGGAAAUCCGCAUGCCAUGGGAACAAGCUGUCCGCAUCGUGCAGAUUCAUGAGAGGGCUCGCCAAGGUCGUUUGAGGGCCAAGUUCAUGCGUGACAUUCGUCAACAAGAGGACCGUGAGAAACAAGCUCAGAACAGGGGAGCCCCAACGCUUGACCCUGAUGUGGCCGCCAUGAGGAUUCAGAAGGUGUGGAAAGGCUUUGCUCAGAGAAGGAGGACCAAGAGAGAGCGAGAUGAGGAAAUGAUUUUCAUCGGCAUGGCCCCCGCUCCUCUCCCGACGAGCACUAAGAACCUGCCACAGACAUUCGCGGCCAAGACAGAGGAUCUGCGCCACAAGGCACAGGACGUUCAUGAACACGAGUACCAGCAAGCCCUGGUCAACAUCCGGGAGAACAUCGUGCAAAACGAGGGGCCGGACAUGAAGGAGACCAUGAUGGAUCAGAUCAGGCAGUGGUUCAUUGAGUGCCGAGAUGCAACAGGCAAGUUCCCUGAGUAUCCUGAUGCCGACGAUGGAGGCUCCGCCAUGAUUUUCAAGGAAAAGGACCCUGCGGAGCUGGAGAAGGAGCUGAGUGAAAAGGAUGAUGGAAAAGGAAAAGGAAAGAAAGGAGGAAAAGACAAGAAGAAAGACAAGAAGAAAGACAAGAAAGACAAGAAAGGAAAGAAAGGGAAGAAAGGAGGAGAUGAUGAUGAGGAAGAAGAAGGAUGGAAAAUGGCUCCUUCCAAUUUUGUCCCCUCUGUGAAUGAAGCUUCUGAUACUUACAAAGGUGUGUGGGCCACACGCGAUGAGACAGACAACUUCCCCCAGAAACAUGACUCCGAACUCAUCAAGGAGGAGAAGAGGAAGGAAGUGGAGGAGGAAGUUCGCCUCUCGGUGGAUGAGCUCAUGCGGGCUGAGCUGUCAAAUCUCAAGGCCGCUGUGGACAGAGAGAAAAAAGGAAAGAAAGGGAAGAAAUCCGGGAAGAAGAAAAAGAAGAAGGGAAAGAAGUCCGGCAAGAAAGGAAAGAAAGGCAAAAAGAAGGAGAAAGAUCUGACUCCUGACCGCACGAUGGAAGAUCUGUAUGAGGAGUUGGUGACCCAGGGCAUCAUCGUUCGUUGCCCGAACAUCCGUCUGGCUGACUAUGAGGGAGAGUACAGCUAUCUCGGUACAACUCUGAGACAAGCCAACAUUGAGCCCAUGCCCUCACUCUCUGAUGUACGACGUCUGGUCACAGAAUUUGGCAUUCUUCCCCUGGGCUCCCCGGCUGUCCAUGAGAACUGCCCGCUGACCAAGUCCAUCAUGCUGGCCGGACCUCGGGGGACCGGGAAGAAGACGCUCGUCCAGGCUAUGUGCACCGAGCUGGGGGCAAACUUCUUUGACCUCUCCCCAGGCAACCUGGCAGGGAAGUACCCUGGCAAGGAUGGACUCAAGAUGCUCAUGCAUCUUAUCUUCAAGGUUGGACGAGCUCUGCAACCUUCUGUUUUCUACAUUGGAGAAUGUGAGAAAAUGUUCAAAAAGAAAAUUCCCAAGACUGAUCCUACUGACCCUAAAAGGCUGAAGAAAGAGCUGCCUAAAGCGCUGAAGACCAUCAAGUCAGAUGACCGCCUCCUGCUGGUGGGUACAAGCCGCUGCCCCUUCGACGGCGAGAUGAAACCGUUGAUGAGUUGCUACCAGCGGAUUAUUCUCAUCCCUCGCCCUGACUACGCUUCUAGGCAUUUGCUUUGGCGGAAAAUGAUCUUAAAGUUUGGGGGUCAGCUAACCAACUACCUUGACAUCAGCUCCUUGUCAAAGGUCACCGACGGCUACACUCCAGGUCACCUGGUCACAGCUGUACAGCAGGUGUUGACUGACCGACGUAUCCAGCAGCUGGCCAAGAAGCCGUUACAAGCUUAUGAGUUCUUAGCACCAUUAGCCAGGCUUGACCCGAUCUAUAAGGAGGAAGAGGAAUCUUUUAAGACAUGGUAUGGUAAAACCCCGUUGGGCAAAAAACGUACCAAGGCUGCUGCAGCUGAUGAGGAUGAUGGUGGAGGAGGGAAAGACAAGAAAGGAAAGAAAGGAAAGAAAGGAAAAAAGGGAAAGAAAGGAAAGAAGAAGAAGAAGUAAUCAGUACCAGCUCAGAUUGGCUAAGAGUGCAAGCAAAGCGUUUGAUCACUUUGAUAUUUAUUUCCUCAAACAUGUGUGCCUUUAUGAAAUGCGGAUAAUACGUUAUAUAUAUGUAGCUGUAAUUCUUAUUUAUCUGAGGUGUUUUGAAAUGUUUUGUCUGUAUUUCAGUGUACAAUCCAUUCUUGAAAUAUUUUUUUAAAGAAUUAAUUGCAUUGCUGGGAUGACUAUGAUCAAUGUGAAUGGAUUGAUGUAUAGCUUAGAAAAAAUUUGUGCUUUCCUUUAAUAAAUAUUUUGUACGCUCAUGCUUAAAGAGACACUGAAUUAAAUGGAGUAGAAUUUAAAAAACAAAACAAAACAUGUAUUCAUGUAGCAGAGGCAACACAACAACUGUGGUUGUUGUUGUUGUUAAUUUUGUUAUGUUGUUGUCGUUACUGUAGUUGUUAUUGCUGAUGUUACAUUGUAGCUCCAGGGGCUUGUGGGUUGACCUUCUCCUUGUUAAAAGUGGGGUGACAAGAUCAUUAAAAUGAAUAAAACUUUGAACUGUGCAGUAACUGUGAUAUUAUUGUUUUACUUUCAACUGUCAACUGACCUAAGAGAACAUUUUUACUUAUUAUAUUGUCUUUCCUUGCCCUUUGUAGCUGCUCUCAUUCUGCCGUGAAAAAAGAAUUCAGAUAGACCGGGGCGCUAAUUUUGUUGAGAAAGUGAUCAAAAGAAUCUAAAGCAGCUGACAUUGCUAGAUUGGCAGUUUUCUUUAUAAUUUAUAAGUUUGUUUGUCUGUCUGUCUGCUUUUUCUCUUUGUUUUUUGUUUUUUAAACUGUAAAUUCACUUUUUAAAAGUUUGUACCAAAAAAACCUUACACAUUGAGACGAAAUGUGAAUUGUCAAACAAAACCUAUAAUGAGUAUGACAUUCUAAGAUAUACUAUACUCGUACAUACACAUUUUUUUUACAGAUUCUAUGAUACUUUUAUGAUUUACUAUUCAAGAGUUUUGAUAUCAAAUAAAUCCAUCUUUUGAGUGAAAAAGACA
Aplysia californica (California sea hare) is the source of this 3841-nucleotide messenger RNA. Its product is annotated as dynein regulatory complex protein 11. Lineage: Eukaryota; Metazoa; Mollusca; Gastropoda; Aplysiida; Aplysiidae. Gene Ontology annotation, molecular function: protein binding; ATP hydrolysis activity; ATP binding. The transcript has 19 exons. Bases 271 to 2814 code for a protein of 847 amino acids. The record is from RefSeq and is a predicted model, not a curated record.